This is a messenger RNA of Dermacentor albipictus, 1012 nucleotides long. The record is from RefSeq and is a predicted model, not a curated record. Lineage: Eukaryota; Metazoa; Arthropoda; Arachnida; Ixodida; Ixodidae.
GGGCGUCAUUUCGCGGCAGCCAAAGCACUCCUGCCUCUUAACAGUUCACUUCGCUCGGGACGCAAUGGAGGCUUUCGGUGCAUACCUGCACAAGCCCGUCUGCCAGUGGGUAACGUGCUACGGCUGUCACAUACCAUCUAACGCGGUGCCUGGCGGUGAAGACGGCGGAGAAACCGCCUUCGUAGGACGCGCGGUGCACGACGAUGACGUCAUCCCGGGCAAGGUCCUACCUUCACACAGCUGCUGCUACGUCUCAUACGCCGGCGUCGAGCACAGUUACAAGGAAUAUCAGGUACUCGUCUCCACCGGCACCCCGAUGACGUGGGUACCAGAUUCCGACGGCUCCGUGCCAACCGGAGCCAUCCAGGGGGGUACUUGCGCCAAUGGAGAACCGCUGUACAUCGGCCGCGCCUACCACAACGGCACACUGACCAUCGGCAAGGUGCACCCAUCGCACAACUGCCUGUACAUCCCGUAUGGUGGUGACGAGCACAGCUACACCGACUACGAAGUGCUGGUUUCCGAGACGAUCAACUUCCACCGUUUCGCAGCACCCACGUACCGGCCCGUGUGCGAGUGGGUCAUGUGCUUCGAGAACCGCAUCCCGUACAACGCGGUGCCCGGCGGUGAAGACAGCGGAGAGACCAUCUACAUCGGCCGCGCCGUGCACAACGGCGAGGUGAUACCGGGCAAGGUGGUGCCGUCUCACAGCUGCUGCUACGUGGCCUACGAUGGCGCCGAGCACAGCCACAGGGACUACCAGGCUCUCAUCUCGGACGGCACCCCGUUCGCAUGGGCGCCGGCUUCCGACGGCGCGAUUCCCACGGGAGCCGUCCAGGGCGGCGUGUGCGCUUCGGGCGAGCCGCUCUACAUCGGCCGCACCUACCACGAGGGCACGCUCACCAUCGGCAAGGUGCAGCCUUCUCGCCGCUGCCUCUCUAUCCCGUACGGCGGCGAGGAGCACUGCUACAGCGACUACGAGGUGCUGGUGGUACAGACGGUCAACUUCUGA